Molecule: messenger RNA, 3004 nt
Organism: Porites evermanni
Lineage: Eukaryota; Metazoa; Cnidaria; Anthozoa; Scleractinia; Poritidae
Source: the annotation of a GenBank genome assembly
AUGGCCAGAUCCAGAAGGGCGCAGCCUGAGUUUUUGGUGGGUCCCCUGUUGGCUAUGACGUCUGUUCUAAUUGGGCCCCGGUCCGUGAUACAGGCCACAGAAUUCUUUAAGGAACCAUCAAACAUAUUUACCCUAACAUUGUGCGACACUGGCGCAGCCAAGUCCGCAGCUUACAAAAUUGCAGUCGAUGAUCCUUUGACUGAAUUGAAUGCUGAAAUUGGAGGACUGGCUGUUCAGGACUAUACACGUAAAGGCCUGAUGCAGCAUUUGGUACAGCAUGGCGGACGUGCCAUAAUAGUAUACCCGGAGAUGUCAGAGUUCCUUGAUUUAGUGCUAAAGAAACAAAACGACCUGUCAGGGGAACGUCAGUUGUAUUGCAAGUUGUUUGAUGGAUCAAAGUGGACGGAUACCCGAAUAGGAAAAGAGAGCAACAGGGUUGUGGUAGACAAUCUUUGCGUUUCUGUCGGCGGUUUCGCACAGCCAUCAGUCUAUCUGGACCAACUGAUGUCCCUGGUUAACAGAAACGAUGGGUUUCUGGAGAGAUUUCUGACCUGGGUUGUGAAACCGCAUCUCCUGAAUUGCGAUGAAGUGCGAAACUGGGGCAAUCGUUUGCAGAAUAUUUCCAUGCAGCAAUUUCAAGGUGAGUACUUUGCGCCAUAAAAAGGCAUAACAUGUGACAACAUUUGCUCAAAAAACGGUUUCUCAAAAAUACACACUAAGUAAUAAAAUAUACAGAUUUAACCAAAUAGUUGACGUCAAGAAUGAUGCAAAAACGAAUUUUUACUCAUCGGAAGCUGAUAUAUCCCGACAAUUAUCAAAUCAAUCGAUCAACUAUUCAACUUGGGAGCAGAGCCUCUUUUUGUCUUCUUGACUGGGGAAUACAAAAAGAAGACUCUGCCUUUAUCGGGGCAAGCCUUCGAAGUCGCCGAAGCACGACAUUCUGGACUAAAAUUUGUCUUCAAUUCGAAUGAAACUUAAUAAAUAGGCUUGGUUUAUUGCGCUAUAACACACACCAUCAAAAAAGGCCAUUAAUAUCCUUGUAUCGAUGAUAAUACUGAAGAAAUUACACAAGUUACUUUUUCCGAAUUCCUCUCUACAGAUAUUUACAAAGUCAUCUGGAAUAAGCAUCAGCAAGGGUGUAUUGUCUACGAGUUUACAGAUGAAGCAUACCAGGUGUUCAGAACCCUUGAUUUUGAAGUCACGCAAACCAUGAAUGAAGCAUGGGAGACUGGUGAAGCUGAAUUCAGUGUCAGCAAAGACAUAAAUUAUUUCCUGAGGUAAAAUUCGUUUUACCGACUACAGCGAGUUAAAAAAAAGAAGAAGAAUGGAUCUACGGCCAAAGCCUUGUACCUCUUAUUAAACGAUCGUUCAAGUAGAUUUUUAUUCCCCCCGUUUUAUUGUACUUAUUGCCCUAUUUUUUCAUUCAUCUUCAUUGACAAAGGAUUUUUUUCAUGUCGUAGAUUCUGCAUAAACCUACAUGUUUUCAACACUGUGGCAAAAGAAUUACUUGACAAUAAAUCGAUGGAGGAUAUUAUAAUUCCCCUAAAAGAGGAAAAGGAGACCGCCAGUGGGGCGUUGGCGCUGGUGCAAUAUUCCCGCGCACAAAAACAGGUGUUUCAAAAGGUACUUCAAUUACAAAGAACUUUUUGCCAUUAUUAAGAGGCCAAGAUCAAUAACAAUUUCGGUUUCUUUUGCUUGUUAGAAUGAAGACUAUGAAAUUCGAAAGAGUUGAAUAUAACACAAACUGGGCCAAACUUUCAUACGCAAAUGUACGCAAAUGUUUGUCUUUUCUCGUUAUAGAAUGGGUCCGCCAACUACACUCGCGAACGUUGUGUUUAUCAGGAGGGGUCUUGAUUACUUCCUCUUUUUAGAAAAGGCGUCUUAAUGAUAAUUAUGAUGACAAUGCUGAUCGUACGACGUAGUAAGGGACGUACUCAAUUACGUAAGGUCUAAAAAAAACCUAGAUAGUUUUUUUUUACGGUAUGCAAAUAUAAACAGUUGUAUGUUUUUAAUAUUUUCUUGAUUAUAAUUGUUUUCUCAGUUUAUCAAAUCCUCGAGGGAGAAGCUGGCUGGUUCCUCCACUUUGGACAGCACAAAAGCAGAGGAAGUCCUAUGUGAACUGGGAAACAAAUUAAUGGCAAAGUGCAGAGGAUUACCAAAGGAAGAGGUAAUCAUGUUAACUCCACAUACUAUUGGUCCUUUUCAAUAGUUCAAAAUUCUGCUGCGAAUUCAAUAAAGCCAUGGCCUGAAACCCAAGAUUCUUGCUCGGGGUUGGAGAGUAGUGGGGAGGAGGGCUGGGAGAUAGUAGCCAAGGGUUGAACUUUUGGGAUAGUGCGUAAAUUUGUUCUAUAGAGUAAUGAAAUGACUAAGUAGUCCUGAACGAGUGGGGUCAAAGUAUUUCGCGGAUCGAUAAAAAAUAUUUAUGAAGUCACCAUUUCUGGUAUCUUAAAGGUUGAAGGGAUGAUUGGCAAAAAUAUCGAGGUAGGUGGUUCGUCUACGCUGGGGUGAAUCAUAUUAAUGAGGCGAGAAAAAUCGUCAGUUAUACCUACUCGAUUGGUUUAGAUAAAGGUUCAAAAGUUUUGUUUUUCUUUUUAUAGUAGCCAGGCCUCGAACCCGGUUUACUGUUCAAUAAUUUUCGUCAACCAGUCCUUAGCACUUGUGAUUACAUUACUGCCCUUAUGUUUGACAUCGAUACCACAAACCCGUGAUUCAGCCUUUAUCAUUAUGGUCCUAAUUUUGUUAAAUGCUAAUUACUUCCCUUCCAUUUCAACAGAUAGACACCUUUAUGCGCCCUAUGACGACAGAGGGGAGGCAGACCGUGAUAAUGGGGAAGGAAAAUUUCCCGCUUGACAUUAGAGAGCGGGAAACCUUACACGCGAUCAUUAAGAAACAUCCUAGUUGGGGAAGACGAGUCAGAAGCGGCGGAUUGGGGGAAAGAUGGAGAGUUGCAUCUGCAUCUAUCCCUCGUCUUUCCCCUCUGAAGUUCGGACCCAAAUUCAAGAAG